This is a messenger RNA of Nanorana parkeri, 4069 nucleotides long. Its product is annotated as baculoviral IAP repeat-containing protein 1e-like. Gene Ontology annotation, molecular function: cysteine-type endopeptidase inhibitor activity involved in apoptotic process. Lineage: Eukaryota; Metazoa; Chordata; Amphibia; Anura; Dicroglossidae. The transcript has 16 exons. The record is from RefSeq and is a predicted model, not a curated record. Gene Ontology annotation, biological process: negative regulation of apoptotic process. The annotation marks the transcript as partial.
AUAAAAGAGACACAGUGCAGUGUUUCAGUUGCGGUGGCUGUCUCGCCAACUGGCAAGAAAAUGAUGAUCCCUGGAAAGAACAUGCCAAGUGGUUUCCUGAGUGUGAAUUUCUUCAAAGUAUGAAAACUCCUGAAGAAAUAAAAGAAUAUAUCAAUUUAUACAAUGGAUUUGAAGGAUUUACAAGGAUCCUCAGGAGGGAAUUCACCCUGCUGGCAGAUACGACUGUCACAUUACUGACUCCUCCAGCCGCUGUGUGCCUUGAUUUACGCAUUUCAGGGGCACGCCCCCUUUGUCAGAACCAGCCUGGUUGUGGUGCUGCCAACCUGGACAUCUUUGAAGAUGAGAAUGUCCGUUUAGAAUCAUUUAAAACGUGGCCUCCAAAUACCAAUAUCGAUCCUGCUUCACUUGCCAAAUGCGGAUUUUUCUAUGCAGGAAAAAAGGAUGCAGUGAGCUGCUACACUUGUGGUAUCUGCAUUCAUUCAUUUCAACCUGGGGAAGAUGCAAUGACUGAACAUCUUAAACACAGCUCCGAUUGCGCAUUUUUGAGGAGAAUGUUGGAAAUAAAAUGUGAAAAUUCCAGUCAUAUAGACAGUCAACAUGUGCAAUUAGUUGAUCAGAUCAAAUUUAAGUUAGACUUGAGCUGGCCACCAUGGGAGAGAGCGAGAAUAUCUCAUGGAUCCUGGGAGGAGUCUCUUGUUAUCCUUUAUGAUGGCCCCAAAUUUACUUCUAGCAGCCUACGGCGCAUCCACCGCUACGAGAGGCGCCGCUGCGUUCCACGCUGGAAUGCGGUGGCACCGAGGACGUCAUGCGGCUCCUCCCACCCGCAGUUCCGCGUUCCGGUUAAAAGACGGAUCGGUAGCAAGAAACCCUCACACAUUGGCAAAUUAUGUCAGAACUCCAAACUCUCCGCUUGUGAGACUGAGAGUGACGCCUGGAGUUCGCCUGAUCAAGAUGUGGACUGGAAAGAGCUUCAUAGCAUAGAGAGCUGUUUAAAAAUCCACAAUGUGCAUUGGACUGACAAAACAAGGGAAUUAAGACAGCAGCUGAUUGAUGUCUAUAAUGAUUCUACCUUCAGCAAGAUGUCACCAUUUCCAGGAUUUUCCCAUAUUUCUGUAGAUCUGAGGUCACUCUUUGCUGAUAUCUGCAUUCUGUUAAAGGACAUUAGAAAUCGCCCAUUGCGGCAGCUUACAUUACCAGAGGUUCUGUCAGAGCUAAGAGACAUCACUAUAAUAGAAGGAGAAGCUGGCAGUGGGAGGACAGCACUGCUUAAGAAGAUUGCCAUUCUUUGGGCCUCUGGAAAGUGUCCUAUACUCAACAGGUUCAGCCUUGUGUUUUAUAUCUCUGUAUCCUCUGCUGAGAGGCAGCAAUCUCUCUGUGACAUCAUCUGCCAGCAACUGAUGGGAUCUGCUGCACUUCUCACUGAGGAGUCUCUGGGAGAAAUGAUACAGCAGUUAAAUGACAAAGUGCUGUUGCUUCUGGAUGAUUAUGGCUUGGCAGACUCGGCAUCUGAAGCCGUUGAAGAACUAUUAAAGAACCGCUGGAACAGAAUGACUCUAGCAGUCGCAGUGAGCACCAGUGCUUCAUGCAAGGUGCGACAAUAUGCAAAGAACAUACUGAGUAUUCAGGACUUUCCUCUCUUUAGUUCAUUAUACAUUUUCAAACAGCUUUUCUCGCAUAACAAAAUAUUUCUUGAAAGCUUUAGCCUGCACUUGAUGCAAUCUACCACACUCAAGGCAGCUUUAAAGACACCUCUAUUUGCUUUUGCUCUUUGUGUUUUUUGGGUACAAAACUCAGCUAAAAACAUGUCAGUAGACUUUUCUAUCUGUAUGACUUACUUGAUGCACAAAAUCCUGAAAUACGGAACAGAAAAAGAGAAACUAGAAGCUGCAGUGUUGUCCUGUGGACAGCUUGCCCUAGAAGGUAUCUUCCAAGCUCGCUUUGAAUUCACUCAGCAGUAUCUAGUUGAAGCUGGUGUAAAAAGUGAUGAUGCCCUUCGGUUUGGCCUAUUGAGUAGGUUUACGUCACAGAGGCUCAAGCCCAUUUUCAAAUUCUUUCAUCCCUCAUUCCAGGAAUACUUAGCUGGUAGGAAAAUGAAUGAACUUCUACAGUUGGAAGAUGUUGCAAAAAAUGAAAAAGGCUUAUCUUAUCUGCAGAAAAUUAACACUUUCUCAAGUGUUAAUGGGCGCUAUUACUCUUUCUUGAAGAACGCAUGCAUGCAUUCUCCAAAAACAGCCACACUGAUCAUCUCUCAUAUUUUCAGCUUGAUGAGUAAUCCAAAAGCAUUUGCACAUGAAGGAGGUACAAAUCUUCACCCUCCUAUUCUAGAAAUGAGCAGCAUUGAUUCUAUUCUCAGCAUCAUUAAUCCAAAGCAUUCCCAUCACUCUGUAGUCAGGAUGUUGCUUGAGUUUUCUAUUAACAUAGCAAAUGAGAGUACAUUUUUGGCUCACUGUGCUCCCAUUAUUCUGCAGUUUCUCAAAGACAAAGACAUUAUAAUAUGGGCAAAACCAGACAUUUGGCUGAUUAAAUUCCUGCACAAAUAUCCUGAAGGAUUAAUGCUAAUAAAGAGCCUGGAGGUACAUGUACCUAAUACUAUGAAGAAUACAAUCCCCGAGUUUUGGAAUUCAGAAGAGUUUAAAUCUCUUUGGCCUGUCCCAACAAUUGACGAAGACUAUUCCAAAGCAUUCCAGCUUACUUCAGACAUUCAACAAAAUAUACUAGAUUUGAAAUACAUUAAACGUCUAAAGGUUCCAGAUCUGUCCAAGCUUGGGUUUGACCCUGAUCAUCACAAAAUUUCUGUGCUAAGAAUUAAAGCUCAUAGUUGUACUGUCGAGAAUGAAAAUGUCCUAGGUAACCUUAUGGUUUUCUGCAGUCUAGCUAAUCGCAUUGAAUUAGACUUACUUAACUGCACAGGAUUUCUGAAUAUCAUUUGGCCUAUUAUUGACCUGUACAAGGCUUCUAUUAUGAAAUUAAGCUUGAAGACGUCAGCGUUUUCCAGAGAGGAACAAGAACUAAUUACAGAUAUGACUUCGCUGGAAAUCCUGCAAAUAAAUGAUAUGCCACCACCAGAGUACAUCCUUUCAAACAUUCACCAUUUCAAAGAGAUGAAGGAACUAGAGGUGGAAUGCCCACCUGGUGACUGGGAAAUCAUUGGACUUUUGCCAGAUGAAUUUAAAAGCCUAAAAAAGAUUGAAAAGCUAGUGUUUAAGAAUAUGGACAUGGAAACACAGUGUGAUCAACUGGCAAAGAUGAUUGAACAUUUUCCUGAUCUGAUAUCUUUCACAAUAGAAUGUAAGUAUUGUCCCGGGUUUGAAAAGGUUAUCACUUCUUUAUGCCAGAAUACAAAAAUGGAGACUCUCCGUGUUAACCGACCAAUGAUAGACAAGGAAAUAAUCCAUUUGGCUUCUGUAUUACCCUCUCUUAAAAAUCUGAAAAUUUUGGAAAUUGAAAAUCAGUAUUCAUUGAAAGUUGAAUCAUCAGAAAUAUUUGCCCAAUCUUUAGCAUCGUUAGAGAAGCUUGAAGAACUCACUUUCCCAGGUGGAAUUGCAGCAAGGAAAACAUUGCCCUGUUUCAUACAGCAAUUGCAGCAUAUGCCCAACCUCAGGAAGCUGUACAUUAACCGCAGACUAUUGAUGGACAGCAGCCUGCUAGAGCUUGCCAAAGUCUGUGCAGGCGGCUAUCUAAAGAAUUUGCAAGUUUUGGACCUUAACAAUAACAUGGAUAUCACUCAGUCUGGAUAUAGAGAUUUCCUAAAUGUUUUAGAUAACGUGCCAAAAUUACAACAUUUUGGCAUCUCCAGACCCAUUUCAGUACAAUUUAAAACAGAACCGAUAACUCUGAUUGCCUUACUUCGAUGUGUAUCUAAACUGCAUCACCUGAAAGAACUGGACAUAUUUGGAUGGCUGUUGGAUGAAAAAGAUAUGGAACUGAUCAAUGAGAUGAAGUUAAAGCAUCCAAAUGGAAACAAUCUAAUAGUGUUUUGGCAAACAACGCUACCAUUCCUCCCAAUUAUCGAGACAUAAAUGCACUUUUUUUUAAUAAGGAUGUAAUCGCUGGCAGCUAAGGAGAAACU